Messenger RNA from Ichthyophthirius multifiliis, 1959 nucleotides. Its product is annotated as protein phosphatase 4 regulatory subunit 1, putative. Gene Ontology annotation, molecular function: protein phosphatase regulator activity. Lineage: Eukaryota; Ciliophora; Oligohymenophorea; Hymenostomatida. The transcript has 13 exons. The record is from RefSeq and is a predicted model, not a curated record. Gene Ontology annotation, biological process: protein dephosphorylation.
AUGUCAGAUAUAAUAGAAGAUGAAUAAUCAGCUAAUUAACCAAAAAUAUUAACUAAAAAUAUAUCAAAUGAUAAUAUGAAAUAAAAUAAUGAAGAUAUGGAAAAAUUAGGAGAAAUAGAGAAAUUCCCUGAAGUCUCAAGAGAUUAAAUUGAUGGAGUUUUUAUAGAUUUUAGUUAAGAAGGUGCUUUAAAUAAAUUAUUAAAUAUAUCUAAAUUAACAUACAAUGAAAGAUUAACUUAUGUUAAGCAUUUAGCAGAUUUAUUAUAAUUAAUAGGUGAUAAAACAUAAAUUCAUUUAAAUGCAAUAAUAGAAUAAAUAAUCAAUGAUAAUGAUGAUAUUAAAAGAACUUUAAUUUAAUAAAUGCCUUAUAUAAUAGAAUACUUUAAAUAAUUUAAUGACGGAUAUAAAUAAAUAAGAGAUAUAUUGACGCCUAAGUUAUUUAAUUUAUUAGGAAAAACAAAUAUAGAUAUAAAAGAAGAUGUCGGAAAAAUAAUAGGAAUAAUUGCUGAUAUUUUAAAUGAAGAUGAUAGAGGAAAAUGCAUUUUAACAAAAGUACUUACUAUGGCACAUGAUGAUUAUAAUGAAGAUAAUAGAAUCGUUGCAAUUUAAUUAUUAACUUUAAUGGCUCAUUGCUUUGGAUCUGCUCUUUGUGAGUAAUUUGUAGGAUUAGAAAUUUUGAGUUUAGGAGAAGAUCCUUAAUUAAGAGUAAAAAAAGAAAGUGUUCUAAAUUUACCUAAAAUAGGCAAAGAAGUUUCCCAAGAAUUUUUUAAAUAAAGACUUUUGCCUUUUUAUAUUAGAAAAAGUUAAGAUAGUUUUUGGGGAAUAAGAAAAGCUUGUGUAGAUAUAUUAGUAGAUAUUUCAAAAAUAUGUAAUGAUUAAACAAGAGAAACUGAAUUAACUGAUAUUUUAUUGAAUUUUUUAAAAGAUAAUUCUAAAUGGGUUAAAACUUCUGCCUUUAAAAAUUUAGGACCUUUCAUUUCUACUUUAUAAAAUUAAGCUCCCUCAGAAAAAUUAUUUGAAAAUUAUAAUAAAAUGGUUGAUAAUAAUAUUAAUAAUUUAUUAUAAGAUGAUGAAAUAAUGAUAGCAUGUUCCUAAUAUUUUCCUGCUAUUUUAACCAUAUAUGGUUCUAAAAAAUGGCCUUUAUUAUAUAAAACGUUUACAAGUUUACUCAAAAGUACUAAUAAAAAAGUAAAAAAACCCAUAGCAUGUAGUUUACAUAUCAUAGCAAAUAUAAUUGGACAAGAAAAAGCAGAAAAUGACUUAUUUAGUGUUUUGGAUUAAAUAUUAAAAGAUCCAAAUGAUGAAGUUAAAUAUGGAGCAAUUUAACAUCUGGCUGAAUUUAUGCAUGUAUUUGAUAGUUAAAAAAGAGAAAACUUCCUCGAUGUAUUCCUUAUUCUUUAAAAGGAUCCCAAAAAAUGGAGAAUUAGAGAAUUAAUAGCUAGAUAAAUAGAUCUUUUGGCCUAAAUGUUUAAUUCAGAAACUGUUUUUAGGUAUAUUAUGCCCAUAUCUUUUAAAUUAUGUAAUGAUACAGUAUCAUUAGUGAGAGAAGAAGCCGCGAAAAAAAUGCAUUCAAUAUUAAUAUCUUUAUAAAAAGACUAAUAAACAUAAGAAAUAUACUUAAUAUGUAUAGUAAAUAAUAUAAAAGCUUUUUAAAUGUCAAGUAGAUUUAACUAAAGAUAAACAUUUAUUUUAAUAUGCAAUUAACUUAUGAUGCAUCCUGAGAUUUUUAAUAUGUAUUUUAUGCAUAUAUUUUAAGAAAUGGUCAAUGAUAAAGUAGUUAAUGUAAGAAUUACUUUAGCUGAAGCUGUAUCUUAGCAUAUUAAAUAAAGAGGUCCAAUGAGUGACGAUUAAAGCUUAAUUUAAAUCGCUGAAAAAUUAUAAUAAGAUAAAAAUAAUGAUGUUAGAUCUUACUUUAAUUUUUUUACUAAUAAUUCAGAAUAAGAUUUUAGUAUUAGUUGA